AUGGCCACCGAGAUACGAACGAGGCAACCUGUUGGCGGCGACAGAGGGGCAGGCGGUGGAGCCCGCGGUCGAUGCGGCUGGAGGCGGGCACGUGCCGCCCCCGCCCCCGCUCCACGUGUCACGCACAGCUCCCUGCACCCCGGGGGCGGCGCGCGCUUACAGUCGGCGUUCCCCUGCGGGCUGUGUGGAGGCAGUAAGCAGGUGAUCCGCGCGCUGCAGCUGUGGCCAGAGCUGGGCGCAGCCACACCACUACUUGCUGUCAUCUGCUGCCAAGCACUGCACUCGGAAGCGAGAGGCCCGUCGGCCGCCACCGGCUACGUGGAGUGGCACGCGCCCGACCGGCCGGACGCGCUGCUGCUGCCCGAGUACGACUUCGUGGUGGUGGGCGCCGGCACCGCGGGCUCAGUCGUCGCCGCCAGGCUCUCGGAGGUCCCCGGCUGGACGGUGCUGCUGCUGGAGGCCGGCAUGGACGAGUCUGUGCUGACGGACAUCCCCAUCUUCGUGGGCUACUUCCAGCUGACCAACUACAACUGGGGCUACCGCGUGCAGCCGCAGCAGGGCGCCUGCCUCGCCAUGAGAGACCGCCGGUGCGAGUGGCCGCGCGGCAAGGCGCUGGGCGGCACCUCCGUCAUCAACUACAUGAUCUACACCAGGGGCCACCCCGGCGACUACGACUCGUGGCGCGACAUGGGCAACCCCGGCUGGGGCUACCGCGACGUGCUGCCCUACUUCAAGAAGUCCGAGAACGCCCGCCGGCUGCGCACCAAGGACGCGGGCUUCCACGGCGAGGACGGCCCGCUGGACGUGGAGACGCCGACGUUCCGCACGCCGCUGGUGGAGGCCUUCCUGGACGCGGCGGCCGAGGCGGGCUACCCGUCGCGGCGCGACUACAACGGCGCGCGCCACGACGUCUUCGGCUACGUGCAGUCCAACACGCGGCGCGGCUCGCGCUGCUCCGCCAACAAGGCGUUCGUGCGGCCGGCCGCGCGACGGCCCAACCUGCACGUCGCGCUGCACGCGCACGUCGCCGGCGUCGACGUGGAGGCCGGCCGCGCCGCCGCCGUGCGCUUCCUGCGCGGGGGCCGCAUGCUGCGCGUGCGCGCCAGGAAGGAGGUGAUCCUGUCGGCGGGCGCGCUCAACACGCCGCAGCUGCUGAUGCUGUCCGGCAUCGGUCCCGCGGAGCACCUGCGCUCGCUCGGCAUCCCCGUGGUGGUGGAUGCGCCCGGCGUGGGCGAGAACCUGCAGGAGCACGUCACCUACCUGGGCCUCACCUUCCUCGUCAACGACAGCGUCGCCUUCGUGGAGAGCCGCAUGCAGCAGCCGGCCGUCAUCCUGCAGUACCUCUUCAACGGCACCGGCCCGCUCACCGUGCCCGGCGGCGUCGAGGCCGUCGGCUACGUUCACACGCCGCUCCACGACGACCCGUACGGCCGGCCGGACGUGGAGCUGCUGUACGCGUCGGGGUCGCUCAACUCUGACGGCGGCGGCGCCCUGCGGAAGGGCUUCGGCAUCAGCGACGACUUCUACGAGCGCAUGUACCGCUCCGUCGACAACAGGGACUCCUGGACCAUCUGGCCGCUGCUCAUGCACCCGCGCAGCCGAGGACGGGUGCGGCUGCGCACGGCGAACCCGCUGCACUGGCCGCUGUUCGAGGCGAACUUCUUCUCGGACGAGCGCGACCUGCGCGUGCUGGUGGCGGGCAUCAGGGAGGCGGUGCGCAUCGCCGGCCGGCCGCCGCUGCAGAGGUUCGGGUCGCGGCUGCACGCCACGCCGGUGCCCGGCUGCGAGCACCUCGGGGGCGGCGGGGGCGGCGGCGGCGGCGAGCAGCCGGACGAGUACUGGGAGUGCGCGGCGCGCCGGCUGUCGGGCACGCUGCACCACCAGUCGGGCACCUGCAAGAUGGGCCCCGCCAGCGACGCCGCCGCCGUCGUCGACGCGCGCCUGCGCGUGCGCGGCGUCGCGGCGCUGCGCGUCGCCGACGCCUCCGUCAUGCCCACCGUGCCCACGGCGCACACCAACGCGCCCACCUACAUGAUCGGCGAGAAGGCCGCCGACAUGGUCAAGCAGGACUGGGGCGCCGUCCCGGCCAUCCCGGCCCCGGACACCACGUCUGCCCAGCCGGAGACGGCGGCGCGGGCCCGGCAGCCCUAGGCGGCCCGCCUCCCGUACUACACCCGUCAGCACUCGAUCUUUGUCAUUCUCGGCACUUCAGAAAUACAGCAUAAGAUAGCCGUGAAGAGAGAUCGAAACUGCAUUAAAGGACGAGACUCAAACUUAUACUGACGACAGGCGACACAGAAUUCGAUAUUUUUAUGUAAGGAAUCAGUGUCGAAAAUUAAUACUUAGAUCCAUUAUCAAAUGUAAGCGCUAGCCACGCAAAGUGUAAAUAUAUACACGAUCUCUUUCGGGCCCCUAGCUGUUCAGUUCCAAAUGUAGAAACACACAAGUACCUAAAAUACUGACAGAUCUUCAUUGGUCGGCAGGAAACAAGUCCAAUUUUGGCAGUUUAACACGACUCACUUACAUCCCUCAACAUGAAGGCUAUUUACAUUUGUGCAUCUUCAGGCCAAACACGAAAAAAUAAUCCCCCUUAAAAUAAUCAAAAUAGACUUAUAUGCUUUUUAUUAAUAAAGGAAAUGAAUUUCCUCUAUUUAGUCCGUGAUCACUGUGAAUAUUUUAUAGUUGUAAAUCUGUCUAGAUCGCGUAUUAAAAUUUUUUUAAUUACGACUUUUCGGUUACUUCCAUCAUCAUCAAAUAUCUGCAAUUAAGAUGAAAGGAAAAUGAAAGGAGACAGGCGUUUGUGACCCAACAACGAGCUAACAACAGAUAAUAAAUUAAAACGGCAGAAAUAUUUUUAAAGUACACUCCUCAAAAAGCUUAGAACUUGAAAAGUAAGGUUCUGCGUCAGUACUGAAAAUUAUACCUAAUUGGGGCGAGCCGGCCUCGGUGGUCUAGCGGUUCUAGGCGCGCAGUCCGGAACCGCGCGACUGCUACUGUCGCAGGUUCGAAUCCUACCUCGGGCAUGGAUGUGUGUGAUGUUAGGUUAGUUAGGUUUAAGUAGUUCUAAGUUCUAGGGGACUGAUGACCACAGUAGUUAAGUCUCAUAGUGCUCAGAGCCAUUUGAACCAUUUUUAAUUGGGGCGACAACUAGCAACUUGCUUCAAAAAAUUUUGCACAGAGGUAAGUUUUAGUCGACGGGUGGCGCUAGUCUUGCUGACGUCCUCCUCAAAUUUUGUCUCAUUUUAUUCUUUAUACAUAUUUUUGUCUCUUCAUACAUAUAAAAAUGAAGAUAUCUUUAAAAUAUAAACAUUCAAAGUGAAAUUAUAAAACGAGUGUAACACCAUGCUCGUCAAAUUACCUAUUAGAUGCCACUAA
Schistocerca americana (American grasshopper) is the source of this 3375-nucleotide messenger RNA. Its product is annotated as glucose dehydrogenase [FAD, quinone]-like. Lineage: Eukaryota; Metazoa; Arthropoda; Insecta; Orthoptera; Acrididae. The transcript is spliced from 9 exons. The record is from RefSeq and is a predicted model, not a curated record. Gene Ontology annotation, molecular function: flavin adenine dinucleotide binding; oxidoreductase activity, acting on CH-OH group of donors. The coding region runs from base 1 to 2151 and encodes 716 amino acids.